CAAGUACGAGGCGCGUAAUACUAGCCUUCAAUUAAGCAUAGGCGGUGUUAGUUUAUUGCGUGUAUUUUAUAACGAUAGACUAUUAUAUUACAGAUCUAAUUUUAUGAAUGAUAUGUCCAUAAAAGUCCAAAUAUGUUUAAAACUGUGAUAUUUUUUAUUCUUUAUACUGGCAUAGCGUCAUAUAGCGCUUACGGUAAAGUCAUAAUAACUGAAGAAAAACUUCCCGUUAUAUCGAAUAAUUUGAUCCCAAAAGAGACAAAACCUAUUCCUGCAAUACAAAUAGAAUUGCCAGUUUAUAAGGAAAUUUUACAUAAAAUUAUACCUCCGAAAAAAGAUCAACCGAAAACUAUAAAAAUAGUAGCGACGACAAUUAGCAAUAAUACACUGAAUACAAAUGAAAGUAUAGCUGCUCCAACUGCUACUGAAAGUCCGAAGAAAUGUCAAACAGAUAAUUUAAUCGAUAAUGUCCUAGGUUCAGAUGAAAGUAUACCCUGUGAAGUUCCAGCUAAAGCAGAUAAUGGCACUGCGCUAAUAUUAACACCUUUUAUAGAGAAAGGCCAAAUUGAAGAAGCCCGAAAUGCCAGUAUAGUUAAUUCAGAUAUAUUUUUGGGAUAUCAAAGUUAUUCUGGUUUUCUGACGGUGAAUAAAACGUACAAUUCAAAUAUAUUCUUUUGGUAUUUUCCCGUGGAAGGAAAACCUGUCAAUGAAACUCCUUGGAUAAUCUGGCUUCAAGGAGGACCCGGUGCAUCGAGUAUGACUGGGCUUUUCGAUGAAAUAGGACCAUUUAAAGUAAAUCCAGCUUUAACUUUAAAGAAGAAUCAAUUUACGUGGUUGCAGAAUCAUUCUCUUGUAUUUAUCGACAACCCUGUUGGUACUGGUUACAGCUUCACUGAGCACGUUGAUGGAUAUGUACAGGAUAUGUCUACUUACGGUAUCCAUUUACACGAAGCCGUACAGCAAUUAGUGCAGCUGUAUCCAGAGUUAAGAUCGGCGCCACUGUUUAUCGCAGGAGAAUCUUAUGGUGGAAAAUAUGUUCCAGCACUUGCGAUGGAACUCCAUAAACAUAAAGAUUUGCCUGGAUUAGAUGUCAAAUUAGAGGGUUUGAUUAUAGGAAACGCUUACGUGGACCCGAAAAUGAUAUCACAUGUAACCCUUCCUUUCUACUACUUCGGACUCCUCAAUAAAGAACAACUCAAGAUAGUGGAUCCUUUACUAAAAUCAUUCCAAUCAGACAUAGCAUCAAAUAACAGCAUAGCGGCAAAGAACAAAUGGAACAGCCUCAUCGCAGUCUUACUCUUCCUAUCGCAUCAGAAACAAGCAUACAAUUUCUUAAAAGACGAUCUACCUGUGGGUCGUUACAUCAACUUCCUCAAAACAUCGGAAGUUAAGAAGGCGUUACACGUGGGCGACAUAAAGUUUUCGUUCGUUAACAUGACGGUCAACUCGCGAAUGUCGCCCGACUUCUUGAGCAGUUCCAAGCAUCUGUUCGAAGAGCUACUUGUAGACUAUCGAGUUCUGGCUUAUUGUGGGCAGUUGGACCAAAUGCUGCCGUGCGUGUUCACGUCCGAGCACUACCGCACCUGGCAGUGGAACGGCAGUGCGGAGUUCCUGGAGGCGACGCGAUAUCCCUACAUCUACAACGCCAAGCGGGCUGGGUAUCACAAAAGCGGCGGUCACCUGACGGAGGUAGUGAUUCGCGGCGCCGGUCACAUGGUGCCGGUGGACGAGCCGGCACCCACUCAGAAUCUGGUCGCGCGCUGGACACACAACAAACCCCUCAGUCAACGGUUCGGGCUUCUAGAAGGUUCCUAUGUCCAGGAGUUCGUUAAAAACAGCUCCAUGAUAUACUUGUGAUUAAAGAUCUAAUGUUUUUAAAUAUAAAUUGUAAUCACUUAUACUAUAUGUGUAUAAAUAAUAAAUAAU
Molecule: messenger RNA, 1923 nt
Organism: Vanessa atalanta (red admiral)
Lineage: Eukaryota; Metazoa; Arthropoda; Insecta; Lepidoptera; Nymphalidae
Product: venom serine carboxypeptidase-like
Exons: 8
Coding region: 133-1854 (573 amino acids)
Biological process (GO): proteolysis
Molecular function (GO): serine-type carboxypeptidase activity
Source: RefSeq, a predicted model, not a curated record